This is a messenger RNA of Galendromus occidentalis (western predatory mite), 896 nucleotides long. RefSeq names its product adenylate kinase isoenzyme 1. Gene Ontology annotation, molecular function: nucleobase-containing compound kinase activity; ATP binding. Gene Ontology annotation, biological process: nucleobase-containing compound metabolic process. The record is from RefSeq and is a predicted model, not a curated record. The transcript is spliced from 6 exons. Lineage: Eukaryota; Metazoa; Arthropoda; Arachnida; Mesostigmata; Phytoseiidae. Bases 111 to 806 code for a protein of 231 amino acids.
CAGACUGGGCCUCAAAUUGAACUCGAAGCGCGCAGUGGCGGUUCUUGACACGCCGACUCAAACAACGAGAAGGAAAAAAAGAAGUGUCACGUUCGAAACCUUCAUCUACCAUGACUCAAUUCAAGAUUAUGUCCACGGCGGCCGACGAUGGUUGUCAAGAAAAGUCGGCGGCCGGAACCAAGACCUCAGACCAAAUUAGAUCACGAGCACCCCUGGAUGUGAAAGUACCUGUUAUCGGCAUCAUUGGAGGGCCUGGAUCUGGGAAAGGGACGCAAUGUGAGAAACUCGUCAAAAAAUACAGCUUCACGCACAUUUCAACCGGUGAUCUCAUGCGAGAGGAAGUGAAGGCAGGAACGAAAAUCGGUAAACUUGCCGCAAAAUGCAUGGAAGAAGGACGUCUUGUCGAAAGCAGUGUGGUUCUAGAUGUAUUGAGAGCAAAGAUCCAGAAGGAACUGCCCACGAGCCCGGGUUUCAUUUUGGAUGGUUAUCCACGCUCUCUUGAUCAGGCAGCAGCUUUCGAGCAAUCUAUCUGUCCGAUCACAGCCUACAUCUACUUGAAAGUCAGCGACGAGGCAAUGCUGAGACGCUUGGUGAGCCGUGGGAAGAAGAGUGGUCGUGCCGACGAUAAUGAGGAGACGGCAAAGAACAGAAUCGCCAUAUUCUACAAACAAACGCAGCCGAUUGUCUCGGAGUACUCGGGAAAACUCACCAGCAUCGUCGCUGAGGGAAGCAUCAACGAGGUACAUUCCGUGGUGGACGCCGCUUUCAGCAAACUCAUAUCAAAUGGUAGUAGGAAUGUUGUUUGACGCACAAAUAGGUGUUCUUCGAAUUGUUCGUUGUCGAAAUGAGCUGUAAAUAAGCGCAGAAAGAAACAAAAUUCAGACACAGUCGAAGAA